Molecule: messenger RNA, 800 nt
Organism: Coffea eugenioides
Lineage: Eukaryota; Viridiplantae; Streptophyta; Magnoliopsida; Gentianales; Rubiaceae
Product: rapid alkalinization factor
Exons: 1
Coding region: 197-565 (122 amino acids)
Source: RefSeq, a predicted model, not a curated record
UCACUCUAACCUCAGGGUCAAUCUCUCCUUCCUCCUCUCUACUUAUAUUUCAUCUCUCUCAGCUGAAGCUCCCACCUUUGUCCUGAGGUAUAGUCCAGUAGCGAAGUGGAAGAAGAAAUCAAAUCAGACCAGAGACGAAAACCAAGCCAAAUUUCAAAAACCCUCCAAAAAACAAAAAAAAAAAACAGAAGAUUUCAUGGCAAAUUCUUCAUCUAUUUCAAUCCUGUUAUUUGCUCUGUCUCUGCUGACAGCUCUGGUGUUCUCCAGCACUGUGGUUUCCGCAAGUGGUGGGGACCAUUACGAUGCGGCCCAGAUGGGGUGGAUGAUGAUGCCCGGGAUGGCGAGAUCUGGGUUGGUCGGGGAAGACGACGGGGUGGAGUUCGAGCUGGACUCUGAAUCCAACCGGCGCAUCUUAGCCACCACCCGCUACAUCAGCUACGGUGCGCUCCAGAAGAACAGUGUCCCCUGCUCCCGCCGCGGUCAGUCUUACUACAACUGCCGCCCUGGUGCUCCAGCUAACCCCUACUCUCGUGGCUGCAGUGCCAUCACGCGCUGCAGGAGUUAAAAUUUUAGUACUAGUAUUCAUCUUGCAAUAUCUUUUUAUUUUCCUUUUUCUUUUUCUUUUGUGGGUAAAUUAAUCCAUUUUUUUUCUCUUGUGAUUGAUUAUACACUGAUGAGAGAGGGGAGGGAGAGAGAGAGAGAGAGAGAGGGAGACAGUGGUAUAAAAGAAUUUGGUGAUGGGUGUUGAUUUGUGUAUGUUGAAGAAAAUAUUGUUAAUUUAGGAUUUUUUUUUCUAAAUA